Molecule: messenger RNA, 6404 nt
Organism: Danio aesculapii
Lineage: Eukaryota; Metazoa; Chordata; Actinopteri; Cypriniformes; Danionidae
Gene: rbm12bb
Product: RNA binding motif protein 12Bb
Exons: 3
Coding region: 202-2232 (676 amino acids)
Biological process (GO): regulation of RNA splicing
Cellular component (GO): ribonucleoprotein complex; nucleoplasm
Molecular function (GO): RNA binding
Source: RefSeq, a predicted model, not a curated record
UUCACAGAUGGUGAUGGAGGAAAUGCGGAUGCGCUAGAUUCUUGCGAUUCGUCCUUCUCCGAGAUAUCACAAACUCUGUCGUUUAGUCACGUUGGAGCUCAGAUAGACGGCGUCGAGGAUUGUCUUUAAAAUUUGCACUCUUUUAUAUUUCAAAAGGAUUGAUUUCUUCUUUGUUUUGUGUGCUGUUGUGUGUGAUCCAUCAUGGCUGUGGUCAUCCGAUUACAGGGACUUAGAGUCACUGCUGGUUCUGAGGACAUUCGCAAUUUCUUCACUGGGCUCAGAAUCCCUGAUGGUGGGGUUCAUAUAAUUGGUGGGGAGCUUGAGGAGGCUUUUAUAAUAUUUGCAUCUGAUGACGAUGCAAGACGAGCGAUGGCGCGCUCAGGGGGCUGCAUUAAGGGGUCUCCCGUCAACUUGCUUCUAAGUAGCAAGUCAGAAAUGCAGAGUGUUCUGGAGGAAAGCACCAGAAGAACAGAGUUAAAAAAUAGGGUCAUGUACAAGGAGCCUGUGAAAAGAGCUUCUGUGGAACAAGGUCCUCUGCCAUUCAGUAAAGACGCCAGACCAGAUGUACGAAGGCCAGAUCAUCCAGAGAUGAGGGGUAGGCCAGCUCCGUCUACAUUCAACGAGGCACGACGCCAGAGAGAGGGAGAUGCACCAGAGAGAACCGAGGUUUAUCUGAAAUUAACAGGGAUGCCAUUUUCUGCAACAAAGGACAACGUCCAUAGCUUUUUUGCUGGGUUAAAAGUUGAUGAUAUUUUGUUUUUGAAAAACCCCAGAGGAAUGUUCAGUGGAAACAGUAUGGUGCGCUUCACUACCAAAGAGGAUGCAAUUGAAGGUAUGAAGAGAGAUCGACAAUACAUGGGACCACGGUACAUACAAAUAACAAGAUGCACUGAAGAGGAGUGGCUGAAAGAAGGAGGUCUCAUCAUUGCACCGGAUAUUCGGAAAAGACCACCGGUAGAGCGAGCGAGAUCUCGAUCUCCCAUUUCCUACAGGUCAAGAUCACGAUCACCUUCCCACGAGGAGUACUGCAUCAUGUUUGAGAACUUGCCUCCUUUGGUUGAAAAGAGAGAUGUGAGGGUGUUUCUUCAGCCGGUUGCUUUGAAGGAUGAUCAGAUAAUUAUCUUCUCCUCAAAAAAGGACGAUAAGUCCAAAUCAGCUGUAGUGGUGUUUAGAAAUCUCACAGACUAUUGUGCUGGCUUGGCUCAUAAUAAGGAAAUGAUGUAUAACAAGGUAGUGUAUGUGUCACCCAUCUCUAAGGAGAAAAUGGUCACCUUGUUGGAGUCAUCGAUUGAUGCGAGAGGUGAGGAAAAAGGGUCAAGGCGUUCAGCUGAAGCCUCACAGUCUCAGCGAAACACUCCUGACUCGCAGUUGAGGUGUCUUUAUGUACGCAACCUCCCAUUUGAUGUUCGUAAGGUGGAGAUCAUGGACUUCUUUCAUGGAUUUGCACUCACAGAGGAUAGGGUCAUCUUAUUGCGGGAUGAAAGAGGAGCUGGGCUCGGUGAGGCUUUGGUGAUUUUCCAAACUGAGAAGGAGGCCAUGACGGGACAGUCCCUAAACGGACAGAGGUUUCUUGGAUCUGAAGUAAUGCUGAAGUGCAUAACGAUGUCCCAGAUGGCCCAGUUUGGUGUGAAUGACCAACCGAUGGUUAGCCCGCAAGAAAGGAACUUUCAGGAUAGGAACUUUCAAGAAAGGAAUUUUCAGGAUAGGAACUUUCAAGAAAGGAAUUUUCAGGAAAGGAACUUUCAAGAACGAAACUUUCAGGAACGGAAUUUUGAAGAAAGAAAUUUUCAGAGAAACGAAGCUUUCAACGAUGGUCCUGGUUUCAUGAACAACCAGAUGCCCCAAGGUGAUUUUGAGAUGCCGCCUAAUAUGCACCAAGGUUAUGGAGGUCACGAACACUUUGAGCCUAAUUUUGGCGGCAAUAAUGCAUUUGGGCCGGGUCCUGAUGGUAAUGGUCGUCAACAUUACGAACCUCCUGACCAGCAAUUUGACACUCCAACCUGUGUUAAGUUGGCCAAUCUGCCCUCACAGAUAAGGAUUGAAGAGAUCUAUGACUUCUGCUAUGGGUACAGAGUGAUUCCAGGAUCUGCCUCGUUGCUGUUUGAUAGAAAUGGAGCUCCAAAACGUUCAGCAACUAUAGCGUUUGAAAACCACAGAGAGGCGCUCGUUGCUGUUCGAGAAUUAAACGGACGGCCAAUUGGCACCAGAAAAAUUCAGGUUUUUAUUUUGUAGAUAUGCUUUUGGGCAACAUUGUUGAAACUGGUGUUUUUCUAUUUUUUUUUCUUUUAAAAGUUGGAUAUGGUUUCCAUUGAUUUGUUAAGUGAAGAUGUUUUCUCUCAUUUGCUUGUUUUCCACAAAACUGCAGAUGAAAAACUGCUUUCAUUUAGAUUCAUACCUUGAAUAGCUUGAUUUUGAUAAAACUGCAUUUGAAUGCAUGCCAGUGACAGUAUCUAGGCUCAGUAUUACGUGUGCCGUUGAUCGUUUUUCUCCUCAGAGUAAUGAACUCCAUGGAUUUUACAGUACAUAGGUGUUAAUUUUUCUAUAAAAUUGAUUUAAAAUGACCAUCUUAACAUUGUGAGGUUGUAAAAAUUUUCAUACAUCCAUAAAUAUUGUCACUUCAUAAUUGAUGCAAUUAAAGGCUGCAGUUUGUUCUUCUGACUUCUUUCGUUGGGAUUUUUUUCUUUUAUUUCUUGUAUUGUUCACAGAGAGUUUCUUUUGCCUGGUUGCUUAAAAACACAAACUUUGGAAAUAAUUAUCAUUCAUUACCAAUCAGUCAUAAAUCCGUUUGAAAAGAGAUAAUGAAAACAAUACCAAUGUUAUCGUCUGUCUAAACUGUCUAUACUGUCUAUACAAAACACAACAUCGUGAAAAAUGAUAUCAUGUGUGUUAGUAUUUUGUUAGCCUAAAGCAGUGGUUCUCAAUCUAGUCCUCACGCCUCAUUACUCACGAACUGUGACAUAUCUCUGUGAGUAAAAGCAAUAAAAAUUUACACAUUGCACACUAAUAUGACUUUUGAAUUAAAUGCAUUUCCUCUCUUCAAACAGGAAUCAUGGCAGAAUGUCUUGUGGAGGCUUCCCUGGGCGGUUUUUGCCGAAUUAAACACGUUUCUUUGAAAAUGCUUAAGAAGUAACCUUUAAGUUUUUGUGUAUUUUUAUCCUGUAAAUUUACCUUAAACUUCUAAGACUAUUGAAGCACACUGUCAGUUAUGUUACUUUGAAGGACAGUUCACCUGCAAAUUAUAAGUGGUAUCACUUCGUUGGCCACUUUUGCCGAACUUUUUGUUUUGAACAAGAUAUUUUGAAGAUGUAUUUUUUUUAUAAAUGGAUGUCUGUGAAUACUGGUUUCCAACAUUCUUCAACAACAACAAAAAUCACUUGAAUUUUUCUCUUCAGUUUCUUUUGUUUAAACUUUAAUGUCACUUAAUGUUGAUUUCAAGCGAUUCUUAACACCGUUAAUUUUUGUUUCAGGUGUUCUUGGUAAGGGUUGGAGCGAAACCAGAAACGGUUCAGCAGAUGUAACUCAGUAUGAAUCAGAAUCAUCUUUGCUGCAGCCAUUUUAGAUUCAAUAAUCCAUAUAUCCUUUAGUUUUGCAUUUACUAGUAUGUAUUUUAUCACACUUUUUGUUAAGUUGGGGUGAAGUUAGGGAACAUGUUCAGUUUCUCUGAAUGUAGGUAUUGUAAGACUUGAGAUACCACAAAUACUUUGAUGUCUUUGACAAUUCAAAUAUGAGCUGAAAACACAGAGACAAUAGGCUCAACAACCCACCAAAUGGGUAUGCGGGAAAACCAGCUCCCCUCCUUUCCUUCAUUUACAUUUGAAACAUCUCCGGAAACACCCCUUGGUCACUCAGCCCCUUUUCACUCCUCACACAGAGCGGUCAUUUCAAAAUAUGAAUGUUCUAAAUUAAUCCAAGUCACUUUAUCUAUCAUGCUUGAUAAUACUUGAAAUGACUCAGUGCGACUGGUACAAUGGUCUCAUUCCCUCAGAAAUAGACAUCAUUAAAACAAUAGAUAUAUAACUUGAGGUAUCUGUUGAACCACUGCGAAGGGUGUGCCUUUCCUAUAGGCAGAAACUCUUCCAUUAAAUGUAAAUGCCUUUUGUUAUUCGACACACCUUUUUCCUCAAGGCGAUUCUUGGAUUGACUACUUAAGGUAAAGUUUCUAAAUUUUCGGGGCGAUUCUGUUACCCAGAUCAGCCCAUAGCGUGGAACUUCAUGUUCCAUGUUAUGUAUAUUUUGAAGUCACAUAUUCAUAUUUUUAUUUUGUCUCAUAAUUCUAUUUGAUGAUACAAUACAUCAAUAAUUAUGAAGAGUUGUAUCAUUUGUUUUACGUUUACUUUAAAGUAUAAUUGUUUAACAUUAAAUAUAUUUGACUUAGUUGAAUAAUAUUUUAUUAUAUAAAAUAAUGACACUUGAAAAUAAUGACAUUAAGAUUUUUUUCAUUGAGGCUAUUUUAAUUCAAAAAACAAUUUUGCAUAUAAAUGUGAUGGCUGUACUGCUUCAUGUUAACUGGAGGUGAUGUGGCUAGCAUGAUUUUCUUAGGAGGUUACAGACUGUGGCUAACAAAAACCAGGUAUAAGAGUGAUAUUGCUGUCAUCAUUUAUCAAAAAAAUUCAAAGAAAAAAAAUAAAGCAGGACAUAAUACCUGUUGCUCUAUUUUCACACGUGAACUGACGCAUUUGAUGCAAACAAUAUUCACUUUGUUGCACAGAGCUAUUAAAAGACCUCGGUUCCCUGUCACAUGCAUGUUUUGGCCAUAUAUAUAUAUUUUUAGUUUUUUUUUAAUUUCAGGGUGUACUCUCACUAGGCUGGUCUGUAAAUGUCCCGACCUCCCCUGUGGCCCCCUGUGUACAUUUUUACUUUCUGAUUCCGAGCAGACUUGUGUCAUCGAUGCAACUAUUUUAAGUCAUUUAGGACAUCGUAAUACACAGCUGAAUAUUUUGCUGAACAGAUUCAUCACAUUUGACCCCAAAAAAAUUUCAUGAGUCAUCGUGCUUCAUGUAUUAGGAGGUUUGCUAAAGACGGUACUGAGACUAUGAUAGUCCCCCUUUAUUGAAAAGUAAGAAUAAGAAUAACCCAACUGAACUGCACACUGGCCAACCUCUUUCAACUGGACCAGCGCCAGCCAACCAAACACUAUUAUCAAACGGGGGUCAAAUGGGGUCAGGUGCAGCUGGAGAGGGGUCUGGAUGUAGACCUUGUGCAGUUGCAAGCUGAGCUGCAUGCAAUGCUUUUAAUGCCCACACCUAACCCCACCCCUCACAGUGACGUCACAAGCUCCACUGACUGCAUUGUGUCUGACAUUGCAAGUUUUAAAUAAGCAGUCUCAGCUUGCAAAUCCAAGUCUGCGUCCAGAUACUAUUGCACAGUUCAGAGAGUUUAGUGCACAGGUGUCAAAUCCAGUUUCUGCAGGGCCGCAACUCUGCACAGUUUAGCUUCAACCCUAAUUGAACAUACUUGACCAAACUAAUGGAGUCCUCCAGGCUUGUUUGAAACCUACAGGUAAGUGUGUUGAAGCAGGUUUGGAACUAAACUGUUCAGAGCUGCGGCCCUCCAGGAACUGGAUUUGACACCUGUGUGUGAGCACACCCUCAAAGUGAUGGCACCCACUGAUUUACAUUAUAUAGCAACCAUGGUUUCAACUAAAAAUCUUCUUUAAUGUUCUGCUCAAGAAUAAAGUCUCCUACGUCUUGGCUGGCCUGAGGGUGAGUAAAGUAACACAUUUUUAUUUUGAGUGGACUAUCCCUUUGGUGGUUCAUUCCGCUGUGGCGACCAUACCUGCCAACACUCCCGUUUUUCCCGGGAGUCUCCCGUAUUUCACACCCAUCUCCCAUUUUGUUCUGUCUCCCGGAAUGGUCUAACCCCCCCUCCCCCCAGGUUUUUGGUAUAGUCUAUAACACCUUAACAUUGGUGUAAUGUCCGAUUGCAGCGGACGGCAACCUGAAACCUUAACCACCUACCCGGUCUUCAGUUCCCCCCAACCCCAUCCCUUCACUUGCAAUGCAGAUCAUCAUUUCUGGACAGCUUUCUACUUACUGCUGUGGACAUGAAAGGUUCAGCAGACUUUUUGCUCUGAAUGAAUAGCUAUUAACAUGGUGUGAAGAACAAAAUCUGCUCUUUAUUAACAAUUGGAAUCUUUUCUGGGAUCGUCCUAGGCUUUCCCAUGCUGAUGGGCUGCACCACAGCAGUACUGGAGCUGAAUUCCUGUCGGACAACAUCUUCCGGAUGCUUUGACUAGGACACCUCCAAUGUGAAGCAGUGGACAGCUAAAGAUGUUGCUGGCUGUUAUUGCGAGACAUUAUUUAAAUUUGAUUGUUUGCAUCAAAAUGUAUAUUACAUUAUUAAUCAUAUUAUGUGAAUGUAAUUGUGAUGUAUAUUGAUUAAUAAAAGUGAUUAUUUAUGGAAAA